AUGGCCUCUCGGCCUGUCGCGCCCUCCCAACCUAAUGUUCCUGGCGCACUUCCACCUCAUGUGGACAGGCGCUGCUCAGGCUCCUUCCUUUCAGAGGAAGACAAGAGAAAAAUGUUACAAGCGGGAGGAGGCCAUGUCCACGCACCUGUAGAGUAUGCUUCUAUCAAAGAAUUUGCUGAAUCGGUUAACAAAUAUGGAGUUGAUGCUAAUUUUACAAUUAUGCAGCUUGAGAGAUUUGCCACUAUGGCAAUGACUCCAAAUGAUUGGCAAAAUACAGUAAAAGCUGCUCUCCCUAAUAUGGGACAGUAUAUGGAAUGGAAGGCUUUGUGGCAUGACACUUCUCAAGCACAGGCAAGGGCCAACGCUAAUGCGGAGGGCAACCAGAGACAGUGGACUUUCGAAUUAUUAACAGGGCAAGGACAGUAUGUUGCCGAACAGACUAACUAUGAUUGGGGAGCAUAUGGCCAGAUCUCCGCCGCUGCAAUUAAGGCAUGGAAGGCCCUCUCGAAGAAGGGCGAGGCUGGAGGAAAUUUAACAAAAAUAUUACAAGCCCCCCAGGAGUCCUUCUCAGAAUUUGUUGCUAGAAUGACAGAAACAGCAGGCAGGAUUUUUGGAGACCCAGAGCAAGUCAAGCCAUUGAUCGAGCAAUUAGUAUAUGAAAAUGCCUCACCAGAAUGUAAGGCAGUUAUUACCCCUAGGAGAAACAAAGGGCUGACAGAUUGGAUAAAGGUUUGCCGAGGAGAUUCCCGUGCCUGGGGGAAGCCUAAAAUUCUUAAAACGGACAAUGGGCCAGCAUACACUUCUCAAAAGUUUAGACAAUUUUGUCGCCAAAUGGAGGUAACCCAUCUGACAGGUCUCCCUUAUAACCCUCAAGGACAAGGCAUCAUAGAACGGGCUCAUCGCACUCUUAAGUCUUAUCUAAUAAAACAAAAAGGAGGAGUCGAGGAAGCUCUACCCUCAGUGCCACGAGUCACUGUUUCUAUAGCACUUUUUACCCUCAAUAUUUUAAAUCUGGACAGUCAGGGCCAUUCGGCUGCUGAC
Messenger RNA from Grammomys surdaster, 1041 nucleotides. RefSeq names its product igE-binding protein-like. Gene Ontology annotation, molecular function: nucleic acid binding. Lineage: Eukaryota; Metazoa; Chordata; Mammalia; Rodentia; Muridae. The transcript has 3 exons. Gene Ontology annotation, biological process: viral process; DNA integration. The annotation marks the transcript as partial. The record is from RefSeq and is a predicted model, not a curated record.